This is a messenger RNA of Dromaius novaehollandiae (emu), 4994 nucleotides long. It is a transcript of the gene GCM1, whose product is annotated as glial cells missing transcription factor 1. NCBI's taxonomy places the organism in Eukaryota, Metazoa, Chordata, Aves, Casuariiformes, Dromaiidae. Gene Ontology annotation, biological process: regulation of transcription by RNA polymerase II; gliogenesis. Gene Ontology annotation, cellular component: nucleus. The transcript is spliced from 5 exons. The coding region runs from base 68 to 1336 and encodes 422 amino acids. Gene Ontology annotation, molecular function: DNA-binding transcription activator activity, RNA polymerase II-specific; RNA polymerase II cis-regulatory region sequence-specific DNA binding. The record is from RefSeq and is a predicted model, not a curated record.
GACAGCCAGUCAACUUCAAAAACAGCCAGUAGAGAGUUUCUUGCUAAGUUUGGGAAGGAAUUCAAAAAUGCUGAAAGGUGCAGACGAUGUUGUUAUGGAGCAGGAGGACUCCGCUUCCCGAAAUGGUGAAAUGGCAAACUGGGAUAUCAAUGACAUCAAACUUCCCCAGGACGUGAAACAGACAGACUGGUUUCAAGAAUGGCCAGACUCCUAUGUAAAACAUAUCUAUAGCUCUGAGGAUAAAAACGCCCAGCGGCACCAUAGUAGCUGGGCAAUGAGAAACACCAACAACCAUAACUCUCGCAUCUUAAAAAAGUCCUGCCUUGGGGUGGUGGUCUGUGGCAAUGACUGCUCAGCUCUGGAUGGGAGGAAGAUCUAUCUAAGACCAGCCAUAUGUGACAAAGCUCGGCAAAAACAACAGAGGAAAUGUUGUCCAAACUGCAAUGGACCCCUGAGGCUCAUUUCCUGCCGAGGCCACGGUGGGUACCCAGUUACCAACUUUUGGAGGCAUGAAGGCCGAUUCAUAUUCUUUCAGUCUAAAGGGGCUCAUGAUCAUCCACGACCAGAAACAAAACUAGAAGCAGAAGCAAGAAGAUCAAUCCAAAAAGCACAGACAGCUUUCUCUCCCCCCUGUCCAAGAUUAAAAAGAAUCCGGGAGAUAGAGUCUCUAGCAGGUGAAAUGCAGACCCACGACUCUUUGCCUUUACAUCUUCUCAAGCCGGAAGCUUACGUUGUACCCCGUUAUUUCAGCCAACAUUUCAGCAAGAGCUCUCCGGAGCGCCCACUCAGCGGCGGUUCGGGGCAGCCACCGUACCUGGGGGUGGAUGCUGAGGGUGCAGGUUCGAGCCCAUGCUGUGACAAGCUGGAGGGCCCGGGGGCCGUGGCUGCGCCCCCAGCUUGCAGCCCCUCUGGCGGUUUCAGCGAGCCGCUGCGCUGGGAUGGGAGGCUGCUGGGCGCCCCCCGGGGCUGCCGCGGCCCCGCGCUCGCUCCGGCCCACCUACCCAGCGAGCCCCUCUGCACUGGCGUCCAGCCUGCUCCCGGCGUGCCGCCCGCGCCCAAGGGCAGCUAUGAGCCCUUCAGGCCCAACGCCGGCCCUGCUGGAGACCCAUCCUACGAGGGAAAGCCCCAUCCGGCCGGCAGCGGCGGCUGCCUGCCCUCCUCGCUGUACCUCCUGGCGCAGCAGGAGCCCUACCUCGUCCCAGCCAGCACCCAUCACCACCGCCACCGCUCGGCGCCUCCGAAAGCAAACGGACGGGACUUGGAAGACGAGCGGCGAGGCCUGAACCUGGACUACUGCAGCAGUGAGAUGUUUUUUAACCUGUACCCUUUACGGUGACUGUAUUUCAGUUUCCUCCCUCUGGCAAUGGGCCUAAGUCUCCAUUCCUGCUGCAAAGUGGAUGUCAAAGCGCUACCACUCUGAUCCCCUCUUCAGCUCCUGUGUGAGACCCUAAGAAGGGCUUUUAUGCCUGGAAGCUUGUUGCUAUUCUGUUAUUUUUUACUGUUAUUUUUUCCCACUAUUUCAUUGACCUAAUAAAAGGCAUCACCUCUUCCUACAAACUGCCUCGCUACCACUCUGGUCUGGAAGCUUUUCACCUCCUGUCGAUACUCAGUUUGUUCAAGCCUAUAGGAUUAUGCAAGGUAUAGAUAAAUACCCUCAAAGACCGCAGCAGCUGCAGGUAACCCCCUAUGCUCCUUCACCAUCUUUGUCUGGUGAGCUAGGUCUCUUCAUUGCACCAGUCCCACGAGUGUUUUGCUUGACCUAGUUGACAUGUAGAUAUUUAGGUUGCCUCAGGGUGCUUUUUCCAGCCACUUUUCAGUUCUUUCAUUGCAGACAAAUCUGUCAGUGCCCUUUCCUGCAUGUCACCCAACUUUCUCAUCACUUCUGUAAGCUGUAUUUCAGCAGGAGCUAUCAGUUCCCUACAUUUGUUUGAAAGAGUAGGGUGCCAAAUAUGAAUCUUGUUGCCUAAAUUUAGUGGCCAGCUAUGAGGGACAGCUGAGCUGGAGCCACAUAUCAUGGCUGGUUCCUCCCACUGUAAAGAAGUCAGUGUCCCCCCACUCUGCAUGCUACCAAGCCUUUGGAGUUAGGCACAGAUUUUGCAGUCUGGAGCUACCCCUACUCUCACUCCGAAGCAAGCCAUGCCUAGACAGUGUGAGCUGAAAGAAUUUUUUUAUUGGGAUGAGUCUGGGAGGACAGUAUUACAAAACAGGUGGCAAUAAAAACUCCAGAGUACCUCAGACUGGGACAUAUUUGGUGUCUGUCAAACAGGUUCAGUCCUAUCACUUGUCUUGUUUUUCGCUUGUUUUCAUCUCUUUGGAUUCUGUCUUCUUUUUUUAAACUUUGGAAUAUGUUAGUUACUAGGGAAACUGCUGUCAUUAUGAAGGGUGGGGUUUAGAGACAUUUAUGAGACAAGGAAAAAUUGUAUUUAUAGAGUGUUUCAUAAUGUUUAUUGUGAUUUAUGAAACAGGGAUGUGUAGUGAUUUUUUUUUAAUGUGGAAAAAAAUCUAAAUGUCGAUCACAACAUGGUAGACCACUGUUUUAUGUGAGGGUCAGUUCAGCAAACUUUUAUUUAAUCUGUUGGGUACUCCCACCCAAAUACCAAAAUUUGUGUGUUAUAUUAUGAUUGUUCAGAUCAAUAACUUAGAGAAGAAAAUUUUCAUCAAGGAUAAUAACAACCUCUAUCUUUUAAAGACAAAAAGUUGAACAAAUCAAAAAGAGCUGUAAGUGCCUAUGCUUCAGGACAUGUGAUGCAGGAGGAGGGACAGAGAGAAGAUGCCCCUGAGCGACAUCUCCCAUAACUGAGAUUCUUCUGCGACCGCCAAACUGGCUACACCAGCGCAGGACCCACGUAACACACUAACCAUGGCCUGGUGCCUCUUUGCUCUUCCUCGUCUUGCCUUUCCUCUAAAUUCUUCAGCUUUCUUUUGCACUACUGCUAGUAUUGCCUUUCAUCAAUGAUAUUAUACAAAUGUAUGGCUAGAAAGUACCUCAGGUAUUGUGCCUACACGGUGGUAAUAUCAAUCCCCUUUACACCUGCUGAGGCCUUACUCUGCUUUUUAAAAUUUCUAGCAAAGGAAAUUUGAUGACCAAUCUCAGAGCCUGUUCCACAGCUUCAUCAUCCCAAGUGUUAGCAUUUCUUUUCCUGAUAUCCGACUUUCCUUCCUGCAGAUCAGCCAUUUCUCCAUGCACUUGGAGAUGGGCAUAGUAAAAUGAUUGGUUCACAAGCCCCCGUAAGACUGCUACUACCAAAUCUGUCAAAAGGCAGAAUUUCUGAUAUGCAGGAAGCUUUUAGUUUGACUGUUUGUCUUUAAGUUCGAACCGAGAGGUUUCCAAAAUCAACCCUACCCCUGUGAACACAGCCCCACUCAGCAGCCCCCCGGUAUCGCAGUGCCUGCGACUUCUUGUAGCUUAUAGUCCUGUGCCCUCGGGCAUGCCUGGCUGCCUCCGGGCCCGGCUUCUGCAGCUGUGCUCCAGCUGUGCGCCUGGCCUGACAACGGCCCCCAGGUCGGGGGGACUCUGGCCUCUGCUCACGGCCAGCUCUCUGCACCCUGCAUGUUUCCAAGAUACACACGUGAGGAAUUGCUCUUCCCUUUUAAAAACAAGGAAACCAAGAUGCAGGGUGACUUUGUGAUUUCUUCUAAGGUGAAACGCAGAAAGGCUUUCCAGAUUUACAGGCUGCCAGUGUCAGUCUGACCUUUCCAUACUCUUGCACUGAUUUCUGUGUUGGCAGUAACUCCCUCCAUUUUUGGUACAAUCAGUACGUUGGAUCAAUAUUGUGCCAAAUUUGUAAUCAUUUGGCUAAAAGUAUGAAGAUACCCAUCCCACUUAUGACCUUUGCAAAAAAUGACUUUAAUAUAUUUGGGAUGUAUGAAAAGAAAUGUAUAUAUAUGUUGCUACUUCAAGCCUCUUUUUACCAGCUCUAAGGUAUUUGCCCAACUAAAUUUAAAAUUGUGGGCAGUGAUAAGAAUCAGGCAUGGAAGAUGCCACUAUAUGCAUUUUCCCCUGCAAUUUGAACAAAAUAUAUUGAGCACUAAAGUUAUUCAGGUUAUCUUCAUGAAGACAUACCAAUUUACACGUGAGGAUCUACUGACAAGCACUCUGUAACCUUAUUCUCUGUAGCAGAAAGUUAUGCUUCAGACACUUGUAACUACUAUCAAAGCUUAUUUGACCAUCCCUACGUGGCAUGGAUAGUCUACACUUACUACUUUCCCAGCUUCUUAACUCUGAAAGCACCAGCUUCAAUAUUAAAGGGGCAUUCUUUGGGAUUAAUGUCUGUUAUUGCUCAAAAUAAAAAAAAUUAUAUAUAUAAUGGCUCUUCUGAGGCCAUCAGAAGCACCACAGCAAGGUUACUCAGAAUAAUAUAUGUAGUCAGACUGUAUCUUACAGAAACACAGAUGUAUCUGUUUUUUUUGUCUCAUGAAACAUUUAAAGUUGAAAUCUAGACACAUUAUCAGAAGGAGCUAUGUUAACCAUGUGAGACAGUAGCUGGACUCCUCCAUUUUUCCAUGUAUUUAUCCUCAGAAUGGCAUUGCAAGAAGGAGAAAUGCUUCUGUAUUCAGUUAUACUAAUGUGGACAUGAGAAGGCAGAACACUGACUUGAUCCAUGUCUCCCAAGCCCUGGGCAGAUGCCCUGAGCAGUUUCUUCUGCCUUUCUCUCCCCAGGGCCUCUAACUUCACAUGUGAAAACAACUGCAAGCUUGACUGACUACAAUCAGAUGUUUUCACUUCCAAACACUAGCACAUAAAAAGAAAAAGUCUUUUGGCAGACUGAGACCAUAAACUGCAAGAUUAUGGACUAUUUUCUAAAAUGUGGUCCUAAAUGCAUUCCCUCUAUAUUUAAAAGGAAUGAGUGUGUCAAACUGUUGGGGGAGGUUAGGGCCUCCCACAGGGUCAGCGUUAGGGGAUACAUGUCAAGUAACUCUCUAUAUGGAGUCCCUUCUUGCAGCAUGGCCUUUGGGGGGUCUAUCAAUUCUGUGUGUCCAACCCCCCUUGGGAA